AAUAAUUUUGAAAAUUGUAUUUAAUCAUAUGGCAAUAUAAUAAAGUCUACUCAAAUCAAUAAUAAACCAAAGACAACAUCAUAUCGAUCAAUAAAAGACCACCAUCGACAACGUAGGUAGAAAAGCCUUCGCUGAUUUGCUUGCGUAAUUAAAUAUUUUUUUUUUUGCCUAAUAACAUGAUUGAAAAGGGGAAAAUGAUAUGCCACGACGUGAAUAAACCAGAAAAUGACGAAAGUCACAUGAUAAAAAUGUCAGAGAAAGAAUUACCGCAGAAUGGUGAUAUCGUCGAAAACAAUUUAAUUGUGGAAAUUGAGGGUUCUAAAGAGCGUAAGGUCAACGAAAAAAAUCUUAGCAUUGAAACCGAAAACAACGCGGUUUAUCCGUAUGGAGCGGGUGAUGAGUAUUUACUAUUCUUUCAAGAGGAUGAUCUGAGUGAAAAAAGGCUCAGUGAUGACGUCUUUGAGCUCAGUCGCAUUGCCAAGUACCUCCGUGGCGAAUCCGACAGCGAUGAAGACUGGAUUAACGAUAAAAGGGUCUUUGCUACUGUGGGCUUUGUUGAAUCCGGUUCGCCAGCUGAUGAGGCGGGUCUGCGUAGAAAUGAUCAGCUGAUCCAAUUCGGUUACCUGUCCGCCACAAACUUCAAUAAUAUUCAUCAAGUGCAGAAGGUCUCUAGAAGCAGUAUCUAUCGACCUCUGCCGAUUAAAGUCAAACGGGGCGAAGAAGAGCUUAAGCUUGUGGUCACUCCACGGGCCUGGGAAAAGGAGGGGCUGGUUGGCUGCCAGAUUAUAAGGUGUCUCUUUUAG
Molecule: messenger RNA, 803 nt
Organism: Melitaea cinxia (Glanville fritillary)
Lineage: Eukaryota; Metazoa; Arthropoda; Insecta; Lepidoptera; Nymphalidae
Product: probable 26S proteasome non-ATPase regulatory subunit 9
Exons: 3
Coding region: 177-803 (208 amino acids)
Biological process (GO): proteasome regulatory particle assembly
Cellular component (GO): cytoplasm; nucleus
Molecular function (GO): protein binding
Source: RefSeq, a predicted model, not a curated record